UUUUCCUUAUCUUAACGGCUUGUUAAAUCCGCCCCUACGGCUACCCACUGACCAAACGUUUAACUGCUUCUGCUUCUGAAUAGUACAUUAGAGUAAUUACCAUGACAUACGGUAAAUUACAUAGGUUCUUUCUAAGAACAGUGGCCAGUCAAGGUGCUGUAUCCAUGACCGACGCUCAAGAAAUUGUGCAGAAGUAUAAUGAUGAAGAGGAAACAUCAGUACAGGAUGUAGUUAAAUCAAUCAAUGAUGAAAUUAGACAAUUUCAACAAGAGAUAAAAAUAACAAGUGAUGAGGUCACAAAUGAAAAAGUUAUUGUAUUCUUAUCUCUGGGCUAUGAUGAGGCAACCAAAGCCCAGAACUUAUUCACUGCAAAUGAAUUGGAAUAUUUCAGAGUAAUCUUAGAACAGAUUAUGACUACGGAAUCAAGACAGAUUACGGGAAUGAAUGCUAUUAAUUUAGCUAGCAGUAUGAAAUCGACUUUCACAAAAUCUGAUGCACAAAGAAUGCUGAACACUUGGCACAGAAUGAAGUACUUAGAUAAGGAUCAAAACAACUAUGCUUUAGGAGUGCGAGCAGUACAUGAGUUUGAAGGUUACAUCCGUCAGAACAUGCCAGAUACUGUUGAACAAUGUUGUCUGUGCAAACAAAUAGUUUUUAGAGGUUACAACUGCCCAGCCUGUGCAUUAGCCAUCCAUAACCGAUGUUUGAUGGGUUAUCUAAGUAAGAUACAAAAAUGGCCAUGCUGUAAGGUUGAUUUUGACCAAUCCCAGCUUGAUCGUCUGACUAGUGCUGGUUCCAGGCUAUUAUCGCAGUCUCAAGAAUCAAACGCAACUCAAAAUAUAGAGGAACAAAACACUGAGGUACAACCCAGCCAAACGCAGGAGUCAGAAAACAUAGACAUGACAGAAGAAGUUAUUCCAGAGAUAUCCCAAAGAGUAACUAGAAAGAGAAAGCGACUUAAUUGAAAUUUCACUGACAUUUAAAUUUGGUAAGGUUACCUAUUUGUUUUAUAGUUAGGUAGUUUUUGUUUUGGUAUCAUCCAACCAGGUAUAUAGAAAUCGAAAGCUGUAGUUGCUUUAGUCGUCAGGUACAA
Molecule: messenger RNA, 1093 nt
Organism: Spodoptera exigua (beet armyworm)
Lineage: Eukaryota; Metazoa; Arthropoda; Insecta; Lepidoptera; Noctuidae
Source: the annotation of a GenBank genome assembly